AUGGCGACCUUCCGCAGCGUGGUUCUGGCGCAGCCCGAGAUCGCAUCGAUCAUCUUCGGCCUCCAGUUUGGCGUCUACGAAGACGUCGCGUCCCGCUUCCGCGCCUUCAACCACCUCGUGGACGUGCGCCGGGCGAUGGACGACGACGUAAGCUCCUCCACGUAUUACGCCCUCGACAUAGCAUUCCAGACGAACUAUCUCGCUCGCAAAGAUGGAUCGAUGACGACGUGUAUUGACGCCAAACGCUUGUGCCUCACCAAGCAACUCACGCGCGACGCUCGCUUCCCGCUGCACUUGGCGAUUUGCGAAGGUGACUUGGUCGCGACGCAGCGGAUCGUCGCCUGCCGCCCCGACCUCGUGUACCAAGAAGCCAUCGAGGCGGCGCUCAUGACUGGCCAUCUUGAGAUCGCAGACUUUCUACUGCAGACGCACGCUGUCGACCGCAGCUUUGACGACGAGACCUUGGGUUGCGUCUCGCGGCCGCUAGACGCCUGGCUGCCCGCCGCGCUGCUGUCGACCAACAAUGCGGAUGCGCUAGCACUGCUGUGGCGUCGCCGCCAACUCGAGUGGCCGGGCGAUGUGCUCCGUUUGGCCAGCGAUGCGGGCGCGCCUCAAGUCAUUGCGUUCUUGUACAAGCACAUGCCUCACACAGUGUACGACGGCUUCGUGGACGUUGCCGCCAGCCACGGUCUCUUGGAGAUUGUCAUCGACCUCGUCGCGCGCGGUUUCAGCUGCACCGCCGAUGCACUGGACACGGCCGCUACGAAUGGUCACGUCGACAUCGUCCGCUUCCUCAUGGAGCAGUGCCACCAAGUGCCGUCGCGGACGACGAUGCGAAACGCUGCGAACGAAGGACACUUGGCCGUCGUCAAGUACCUGCACGAGCUCGGGACCUUGGAUAAUGCAAUCAAGACCGCUUUCGGGGCUGCUUGGUACGACCACGACGACAUUGUGCGGUACCUUGUGGCCAACCGCCGCGAGGGCGACUGCACCCUGCGCUUCGACGCGCCCGUGUCGGACCUCGUCUUCAUUGCGGCGUACUUGCUCUCGAUCGGACACACGCUGGAGAAAAUCGCAGUGUGCUUCUCGACCAUUACAAGGAAGCGAAUGUCGGGCGUCCUGGAGGUUGUUGCCUUUUUCAGCGAGCGUGGGGCUGUGCUUGACGCUACCUGGAUGAUCGGCGCUUGUGAGCGAGGCGACAUGGACGUCGUCGUCUACCUCCACGACCACGGCGCAGCGUCAGCUCCCGAAGCCAUCGAUGAAGCUGUGUGGAACGAGCAAUGGGCCAUCGUCGAUUUUCUCAUGGCGCAUCGAACCGAAGGCGCGACGCUCAUUGGCAUUGAGUUUGCACUUGUCCACAGCCAGUUUGAUCUGAUCACGCGGCUUUGGGCCAAGCAGCCCGAGCUCCGCGACGACGACCUCUUGCGCACCGCCCUUGUCAGCAACGUGCCCGACGCUGUUCAUUUUCUGCUGCAAGCGGGGGUCGGAAAGCCACGCGAAAUGCUCAGCUUGCUUGCUCCAAGAUGGUCGCACCCAGCUUUGCUCCGAGUCCUUCUGCCGUACGUCCUGGACGCGCCGACGCCGAUCGAGAACCUCGCGCACCUCGUCGAGACAUUUGCUAACGUGGCACACAACAUUUCCAAGUCCAACCUCUUGGUCAUCAAAGCCGAGAUGCUUCGCCAGGCCAACGACCUCGUCGACGCCAGCGACGACCUCCAAGCUCACGCCGCCACACUCUUGCGUCGGGGCGCCGAGACGACCACAGAACGUGAUGAUGGCAUGCGGGUGCUGGACCGCGCGGCUCUCUUUGACUGGGCACUCGCAGUGCUCAUCGUACAAUUCUCGACGGACGCUCCGACCAUGGCCGCCCAGAAGACGCGACUGGACGCGUGGAUGAUCAUGGUCGACGACCCUCUUCUGCGCUCACAACUCCGCACUCGCCUUGACGAGAAGGGCAGCGUUUAG
Messenger RNA from Saprolegnia diclina VS20, 1965 nucleotides. RefSeq lists its product as hypothetical. NCBI's taxonomy places the organism in Eukaryota, Oomycota, Saprolegniomycetes, Saprolegniales, Saprolegniaceae. The record is from RefSeq and is a predicted model, not a curated record. The transcript has a single exon. The coding region runs from base 1 to 1965 and encodes 654 amino acids. Gene Ontology annotation, molecular function: protein binding.